Purpureocillium takamizusanense is the source of this 429-nucleotide messenger RNA. RefSeq lists its product as uncharacterized. The coding region runs from base 1 to 429 and encodes 142 amino acids. The transcript has a single exon. Lineage: Eukaryota; Fungi; Ascomycota; Sordariomycetes; Hypocreales; Ophiocordycipitaceae. The record is from RefSeq and is a predicted model, not a curated record.
AUGCGGCCCUGGGCCCAGCAUCCGUGCGGUGGGCCGUCUGAACCAACCUCGAGGGCGUUGCAUGCCGAUGCCUCCAUCUUCAUUUCGUCUCCCUUCUGGCGCCGCGGUCGGUGCGCACAGCAUGCGUCCGGCCACGCCUUUUGGGGCGCCACCCUGCUGCUGCUGCCGCCCGCCGUCGUCGCCGCCAACCCGAAUCACCACCACCACCACCAUUGUCGUCGUCGCCGUCCGUCUGCAAAACACCAAGACAUGGGGGAUGAACACACCUUCUUUUUGUCCUCCCCUGUCCUCCCGCCCGCCCGCGACCUCGUGCGGGGUGGCGCGCCGCCGCCGUCCACCAUGCGCAUCCCGUCCCCCCCCGGCCGAACUGCGACUGACUUCGUCCAUGCAGAUGCGCGAUGCGGUUCGCCGCUGCCGCCCGCCGCCUGA